AUGUGCAGGUUGAGGAUCAAGGGCCGUUUCUCCAACAUCACCAUAAUAAACGUGCACAGCCCUCACUCCGGAAGCACCGAUGAUGACAAAGACGGAUUCUACACGCUGGUCGAACGAGAAUACAAUCGCUGCCGAAGCCACGACGUCAAGAUCAUCAUUGGGGACUUAAACUCUCAGCUCAACGCAUCCCGCAAAGGCUUCGUACCGCAAGCCGAAAUAUGUAGGGAUAAGGACGGGAGCCUGCUGACUGACAACCGUGAGGUGAUUGAUAGGUGGAAGCAGCACUUCGACGAGCACCUGAAUGGCGAGGAGAAUGAACAGCAACGGGCUGAUCAGCAGCAGCAGCACCAACACCUGCCUGAGCAGCCCGGACAACAGGGCGAGGAACAACGGGGAGAGCAGCAACAACAGCAGGGAGAGCAGCAGCAACAACAGCAGUUGAAACAACAGCAACUGCCACAAGAACAAAACGAACUCCCACAACAGCAAAACGAGCAACUGCAACAACAACAGCUGAACGAAGAGCAGUCCCGACGCCAGUUGCAACAAGUAGAGCAGUCCCGACACCAGUCGCGGUACCAAUCGCGCUAUCAGCCGCGGUACAGGCAGCCGGAACAUGCGAAUGAUGUGCCAAUAGUAAAUAAUCAAAUAAUCUUUAAACCAAAGCACUAA
Molecule: messenger RNA, 672 nt
Organism: Topomyia yanbarensis
Lineage: Eukaryota; Metazoa; Arthropoda; Insecta; Diptera; Culicidae
Exons: 3
Coding region: 1-672 (223 amino acids)
Source: RefSeq, a predicted model, not a curated record